Molecule: messenger RNA, 1683 nt
Organism: Phytophthora infestans T30-4
Lineage: Eukaryota; Oomycota; Peronosporomycetes; Peronosporales; Peronosporaceae
Product: cyclin-dependent kinase, putative
Exons: 2
Coding region: 1-1683 (560 amino acids)
Biological process (GO): protein phosphorylation; intracellular signal transduction
Cellular component (GO): nucleus; cytoplasm
Molecular function (GO): ATP binding; MAP kinase activity
Source: RefSeq, a predicted model, not a curated record
AUGAACAAGUACGAAGUACUCGGCGUGAUCGGAGAGGGGGCUUAUGGCGUUGUUCUCAAAUGCCACAACAAAGAGACGAAUGAGACGGUGGCGAUCAAAAAGUUCAAAGAAAACGAGGACGAUGACCCUAUGGUGCGCAAGACGACGUUGCGUGAAGUCAAGUUGUUGCGCUUCUUGAAGCACGGAAACAUUGUUGCGCUCAAGGAGGCUUUCCGUCGAAAAGGUCGACUGUAUCUUGUGUUCGAAUACGUGGAAAAGAAUCUGCUAGAAGUAUUAGAAGAUAAACCCAACGGUGUUGACAACGAGCUCGUCCGCUCGUACAUUUUUCAGUUGUGUUGCGCAAUUCACUAUUGCCACACUAAUAAUGUUAUACACCGCGACAUCAAGCCAGAGAACCUACUUGUGAACACAUCCAACGGCGAACACUCACUUCGUCUAUGCGAUUUUGGCUUUGCACGAUCUCUACCUAGCAAUGGGAACCCAUGUGACUUGACUGAAUACGUCGCCACGCGAUGGUAUCGUGCUCCAGAGUUAUUACUUGGGGAUACCACGUACUCUAAAUCUGUGGAUGUCUGGGCAAUCGGGUGCAUUAUGGGUGAGCUUAUUGAGGGGCAGCCGAUGUUCCCGGGGGAAAGCGAAAUUGAUCAACUGUACUUGAUCCAGAAAAUGCUGGGUCCGCUACAGAAACGACACACGGAGCUAUUUGCAAUGAAUCCUCGCUUCUCCGGACUCAAGAUUCCCGAAGUAAAAGCCCCAGAGACUCUGACUCGACGGUAUUGUGGUCGUGUUUCGAAGAAGGGGAUUAGUUUCCUGGAAGGUGUCAUCCGGUUGUGUCCUGAAGAUCGAUUUUCAAGUGAAGAGUGUCUAAAGCAUCCGUACUUUGAAGGAUUUUCUUGCUCCACUUCUAAGCAACAACCAGGAGGGUCCAUAACAGCGGAUGAUGACGUUGCAACUGGAGCUCUACGCUGGCCGUCCGAGUCCUAUGAAUCUAAGUGCUGGAUGUCAAGUCGUGGAGUGUAUAAGGCAGAGGAGAAGAGCUCGACACUUACAAAAGACAAACGUCGAUCGGGAAGCAGGCGGAGUCGCAAGGAAGACAGAGGGGGAAGUGGCCACUCAACCAGUAGCAGCAGCUUGAAAAAGCUGACGGACUCGGUGGAAGAUAUUUCAAGUCUAGUGACUGCAUCGUGGCAACCAAGUGAAUGUGCAGCACCAAAAGAUGACGAUGGAGGGGCUUCAAGGUCGUUGAGUGGGCGUCGAAAAAGCCGCAAAAAAGGAAGCAAUCAUCUCCCAAAGCCUGCAACUAGUGGAGGCGGCAAAAAGAAAAUAUGGAAUAGUAGCGACUUUGUAUCAUCGACAAAUAUGGGACCUACAGGAGUCGGCAUUGCUGCGGUUCGACCGGUGUCACGACAAGUUCUGAUGUCGCAGCAAAAUUUGCCACGCUAUUUGCCUCAGCUGAGUGGUGUCCACGACAACCUUGGUGAUUUGUCAAGUUCGGCACUGAUGUCUUCCGUUUCGUGUGGCUACGGUACGGCAAAGAGUAUAGCUGGAGAUGAUGAAGAAGACAGCGCAUUGGCCAACGUCUACAACUAUCCGGUGUAUUCGCGCUCGACGUAUUCGAAGAAGUCGUCCAAGAAGCUUCGUGAACGCACAUUAGACGCCCAGGAGCUGCUGGAAUUUAACUGA